AUGACUCCUUAUUUUCGUUACUUCCCUGUGUUUACUUGGUCGGGUGGUGUUGGGGGUAGCGAGUACAACCUUCCUUUGCACGUUGGCGGGCUGUUCAUCAUAUUGUCAGUUUCGACACUAGCCUGCGCCUUUCCGGUCCUUGCCAUAUGGUUUCCGCGUCUCCGCAUUCCGUCGUCAUGUCUCUUCUUCGUCAGUCAUUUCGGUACCGGUGUCCUGAUCGCCACUGCAUUUGUGCACUUGCUCCCCACCGCGUUUCAGUCACUCAACGAUCCAUGUCUGUCGAAAUUCUGGACCACCGAUUACCCCGAAAUGCCAGGGGCCAUUGCCCUGGCGGGAGUGUUCCUGGUGACAGUGAUUGAGAUGGUCUUUAGUCCCGCGAGACAUUGCUGUCGCGGAGGCACUAGCCUGUCGGACCCGCCACCCUAUCUUUCUCGACCUACUGAGAAGGAAACCCCCAUAAAAAGGGCCCACGUGGUUGAUUCGACCGUGUGCAACGAGAGAGAACGACCGGCCGGCGUAGAGCCUCUUCCUCACCUACGCGAUAUGGGCCCUUUGAUCGGUCGGUCUUCUAGCAUUAGUCGAGCUAUCAACCAAAUGGGCGAAGACCCAGAACGUAUUUGCCGCAUUUCCUCCGCUCCAGAGGUUCCUCAAUAUCGGCAAGAACCGAGGAUCGAACCUGUCCAAGAAGAUGUGGAGCGCAGCGACGAUGGUCAUGUCAUGACUCCGGAGCAAAAGCAUCGCAAAGAAGUCAUGCAAGUCGUCUUGCUGGAAAUGGGAAUCCUGUUCCAUAGUGUUUUCAUUGGCAUGUCACUCAGUGUAUCGGUCGGCAGCGAGUUUGUGAUUUUAUUGAUUGCCAUCGUCUUUCACCAAACAUUCGAAGGUCUUGCUCUAGGCUCUCGUAUCGCUGCGCUGGACUGGCCGGAGAAAGCCAUGCAGCCCUGGCUUAUGUCUCUGGCAUAUGGAUGCACAACCCCAAUCGGUCAAGCUAUUGGUCUCGCAACCCACACUCUCUAUAGCCCCGACUCAGAAGUCGGUCUUCUCCUCGUCGGCGUCAUGAAUGCCAUCUCCGCAGGCCUCCUUAUCUUUGCUUCACUGGUAGAGCUGAUGUCAGAGGACUUCCUCAGCGAUGAGAGCUGGCGUGUGCUUCGUGGCAAGAAGAGAGUUUAUGCUUGUAUUAUUCUCUUCAUGGGUGCCUUUUGCAUGAGCCUGGUUGGAGCGUGGGCCUAG
Messenger RNA from Aspergillus oryzae RIB40, 1227 nucleotides. RefSeq names its product putative plasma membrane zinc ion transporter (gene zrfD). Gene Ontology annotation, biological process: zinc ion transmembrane transport. NCBI's taxonomy places the organism in Eukaryota, Fungi, Ascomycota, Eurotiomycetes, Eurotiales, Aspergillaceae. The transcript is spliced from 4 exons. The record is from RefSeq and is a predicted model, not a curated record. Gene Ontology annotation, molecular function: zinc ion transmembrane transporter activity. The coding region runs from base 1 to 1227 and encodes 408 amino acids. Gene Ontology annotation, cellular component: plasma membrane.